Messenger RNA from Penicillium atrosanguineum, 1767 nucleotides. Its product is annotated as UV excision repair protein (RadW). The coding region runs from base 1 to 1767 and encodes 588 amino acids. The transcript has 5 exons. The record is from RefSeq and is a predicted model, not a curated record. NCBI's taxonomy places the organism in Eukaryota, Fungi, Ascomycota, Eurotiomycetes, Eurotiales, Aspergillaceae. Gene Ontology annotation, molecular function: protein binding.
AUGGCUGAAGUGAUCGGGAUCGUUUCAGGGACGAUUACCUUCGCAACCGUCGUUGCGCAGAUCUCCAAGUCGGUUAUCCAAAUCAAAGACUGCUGGAGCCAGAUCCGCGACGCGCCCAAUGAAUUGCAAGAACUCAUCGCUGAGCUAGAAAUUUAUGAUCUUAUCUUGCGGGAAAUCGAACAGAAUCUUUCAUCGGGCCCACUGGCGAAUGCCACAGAAAUGAGUGAACAUUCAUUUCAGAGUCUAGGGGUCUGCAGGAAGGCAGCAGAGAGCCUUCAGAUCAUUUCAAAAGAUAUUGCCAAAGACCUCCGUCCGUCUGGCCGCUUUAGGCGAUCCUACUUUUCGGUUAAAAUAGUGCUCCAAAAAGGCAAAGUGGAAAAGUACAAGGCCAGACUCAGUAAUUCGAUUCGAUUGCUUUCCUUUUCGCAGCAAUGCUAUUCAAUAGUUUUAAUGCAGAUACAACCAGUUAUGGUCCCUCAGAUUCAAGUUAAUGACCACACAAAUGACAAAAACAAACAAGAACCUGGAUCACUUUCCAGUGUAGUGCACAUAUCGCCGCAAAAACGCAUUUAUUUAGGGCGGCUUGGUCUGCCAAUCUGGGUCACCUCGAAGGUCUUGGAAAUUCAAGGGAAAAGAGUAUACGGCGGUUGGCAAUGGGUAUUUCGUACGUAUGAUAUUCGCCCACACGGUGACCCAGUUUUUCGGUUUGCCAAAGAUGGAGACCUUGAUGGUCUACGUCAAAUAUUUUCAUCUGGGAAGGUCUCCCCUUUUGUAAGGGAUGAAUUAGGGAUGACUUUACUAUCUUGGGCUUGCUACACAAACAGUUUCGAAGUAGCGGAAUUUCUACUGAAACAGGGGGCUGAUCCAAAUGCACUGGAUAAUUCAAAUAUGAAGCCAGUUUCUACAAUAGGGCGAAUUAGGAUAAACCCUCCCAGGAGGUCACAACCUAUCUUCCCACUUCUACGGCUGCUAUGUCAGUUUGAAGAUGAAUCACAGGAGGAUUCCUGGGAUGUCUUUAUGAGAAGUUAUCACAGGUUCAGAGGCACAGCAGAGGAAUUUACUUUUUUCCAGCAAGCCUGCUGCCCGUUAUUUUACACCUUGUCCGAUGAGCAGCGCAUUCAAUUUGCAUUAACGAAAUGGGUCCUUGCUUAUCCCGUAAUUUUUGGAAUGGACCCUCCAUCGUUAGGGCCAUUCUCAAUGGGCACUCACCUGAUCACUUUGCCUCAUGGUGUUGCAUAUUGUAUGGGCUGCACUAAAAUCGGCUCAAAUUGGCCUUACAAUACCAUGAAGGACAGGGCUGUGCAGCAUCAAGCCUAUCAGGAAUGGCAUGUCAUGUUUCGAGAAAUGUUGGAAAAUGGUCUUCACAUUCAUCAAACAAUGAACGGGCUAACUCUAUUGCACGCUUUCUUAGACGGUUGUUUCCAGCUGUCUAAGCCGCUUGAAGGCUCGCUGAUGAGAAAGUGCAAUGAAGCCCUCGGAGUUUUAUUGCGGGAUCUUCAGGGUGCUAGUGUCAACCUGAAAGAGUUCGGUGAGAGGGAAGAGCUGAUGCUGAAAGACCAAGGGGGGUGUAUUGAUUUUCAAAUUUUCGGUAGAUCGAGGCGCUUUGUUAUUCGAUUGAUUGGAUUCUCACAUGGCCCAGCACCUGAGGACUGGUGCUUUUGGAUUAAUGAGCCCUCUGAUGAAUUUGUAGGAGACUUUUGGGCCAUGAUUGAUCGACGGAUGGAGAUGCCGGGUGGAUGGUCGGAAGAUGUACCCUUGUUUUUUUGA